Molecule: messenger RNA, 2796 nt
Organism: Aethina tumida (small hive beetle)
Lineage: Eukaryota; Metazoa; Arthropoda; Insecta; Coleoptera; Nitidulidae
Gene: TP53INP
Product: tumor protein p53-inducible nuclear protein 1
Exons: 5
Coding region: 252-1019 (255 amino acids)
Biological process (GO): autophagosome assembly; positive regulation of DNA-templated transcription
Cellular component (GO): autophagosome; nucleus
Source: RefSeq, a predicted model, not a curated record
UUUGAAUAGGAGAUCGCUUAUUCAGCGCCUGCACCGGGCUGAAUGCUGAAGUGUCCUCUGGAGCCUGACAACCUUUGUGUUUUUCGACCCCAAAGGCCGUUGUUCCGUUCCUAGACCCGCACCAAUUAAUAAGAUAAAUAACUCGCAUAUUCGAAAACCUUCGUAACAAAAUCAAAUUAAACAAUCAGGGAUAUUUUGGAACCAGCUACAAAACAAGCACACAAGAAAACUAGUCUUGCAAUCGUAAGACAAUGUUCCAAAACUUAGCCAACUACUUGCUGGGCUCAGUAAUAAACCAAGAACAAGGAGCAACGGCAGAGGGGGUCGAAGACAGCAGCACCAGGUUGAGAUCGGUGGAGUCGGAGGACGACUGGGUUUUGGUCGAUAGAGACAGCGAGGGGAACACCGAUAAUAGUUCGGUAGAAAGUUUAGAUAUUAACGAAGACGAAAAUGAAGACCGAAUCGUACCAUUACCAAACAUUACCAGGAGUAGUUCAACAUCAUCUAUACCCUGCACGAACAUGGAGGAAUCCUGGUUCCUCACGCCGCCACCCUGUUUCACGUCGGCGGGACCCGUCCUGCUGGAGACGUCACCGCUGGAAAACCUCCUCAUCGAGCACCCGAGCAUGAGCGUCUACUACUCGCACCUGCACAGGAGGCACGGUACACCUUCCCUACGCUCGAACUCACCCUCGGUCCGCUCGAACUCCCCCUCCAUAGCCGGCGAACCGGAACCGUUCGAGGUCGAGGAGGUUGAGGAGGAGCAGGUCGCCAUCGUCCACCGCAGGACGCCCAGAGUGAACAGGGAGCAGGUGUUGCAUCAACAGGAACGACAAAAACUGAAGAGCAAGCAUGCUCAAAAGGUGCAAAUGCAAAAAGCUUGUCAGGCAAUCAAACGUGGGCAUUUGGACCGCAACAAUAAGGCUCGUGAAGUAAACAGUCGCAAUCGGCGACAAAGGCGCGGGGAACGGUCCCAAGGUGCUAACCGUUCCCACGCCAACAAUAACCGCAAGUGCUGAGCACAAAUAACGCAUCUUGAUCUCAUUUUCACAACAUCUAUUCGUCCCCGUAUUUUCUAUCGUCUUUUUCAUUCUGGACUUCAUUUUGAUCUGUAGGUGUACAUGUAUGUAUCUAUGGAAUUUAUUAAUUCUUGACAAGGGAAUAUUAAUUAAAAAUCCCUUCACGUAGUUGUAUUUAUUUACGAGUCUUGAAUGAAUAUAGAAUGUUAAAUCUCAAAAUAAAAAGCACGUGUGAUCAAAAAAAAUUAUAUAAAUAAUAAUAACCAAAGCACCGUGUUGUGUUCAUUAAAAUUUGAGAAUUUUUGUGUCAGGUAAAAUACGCGUUCAUCGUUAGAUGUUGUGAGAGUCGUAGUUUAUUUAGUAAGUCUUUCAUAUAUUUUUUUUUAUUUAUAAAUGUGUCACAUUACCCGCUUUAUAAAUAUAUCUGAAUAGUUUGUUGAAACUGGGCAUUCGUAUUUAACUGGCCAGUCUCAUGUAUAUUUGUGUAAUGUGAUUCUUGUACAUACAGAGAAAAGUAUAUUUUUAUUAUAAUUAUUUUAGUGAGAAACUAUUUUAAAGUAAAUUAUUUUUGUUGUUUAUGUAUAUUUUCAAAUGGUUAGUAUAACUUUUUUGUUGCACCAUUUAUUGAGUUUAUGAAUAAAUUGGAAGUUGUGGCAUACAGGUAAUUGAAUGAAGCUCUUAGUUGAUGUGAAAUACAUGUUUUAGUUGUUGGGUUCAUGAACUCAAUAAAAAUAUUGAAACACAAUUAUUAUUGACAAUAUUUAAGUCAUUCUCGAUAUUGUUUGAUGAUUUCGAUAUAUUCAAAUAAUAUUCAAAAUCACUGAACAAGUUAUAGGUAAUCAUAACAGAAGCUACUCUAUAGGUCUGUAAUGGUUGCUGCCGAUUUUACAUGAAGUUAGAUAAUGAAAAAAACAUUUGCUUUUAAACUGCAGCUGACGUGACUUCCACACUUUAGUUAAAAGCCAUCCAAUAAAUAUGACGUUAAGUCAGUGCAGUUUUUCAGCAAAUUGUCACUGUAACAGUACAAAAAACAAAAAUAAUUAUUUCAUCACUCAUCCUCACACCGAUCCAAACACAUAAAAUAUAAUCGUAAUUGUUUUCUGAAUGUUGUAUCUAUUAAAAAGGAAACAUUAUAUUUUCAAAUGUAAUUAAGAUCUUCAAUCACUUGAGCUUGAUGAAAAUAUGCAGUAGUCAAUAAAACUGAUAAAAAAAGCAUUCAUGCAAAUGUAUUAUUUUGCACAUAAGCUGAUUAAAAGUAUUAAAAAAAUAUUCAUUUCGCGAAUAAAUUUUAUUAAUUAUUCUUAUAGAAUAUGCAGUCAAUUGGUUGAAUGAUUGUAUGUGUGUAACCUAAGAUUGUUCUGAUGUGAUAUUUAUGAAGAAUGUAUAAUUCAAUUUGAUUUCAAAGUCUUCAAAUAUUCACACACAAUCUGGACCAAAAAAAUCUAAUUUUGACAAGCAUUCUCAAUAAAUAUCAGUUUAAAUAAUCUAUAUAUAUUUUAUUAUGUAUGUUAAGUAAAUUUUGCUUGAUAGGUGAGAGCUGUAGCUCUUUGUAAGUUAAUGGUAUGUAUUAAUCUUAUGUAUGAUGCACGACUAGAUGGUAGUUUCUUAAUAAUGUAUGAGUAGUGUGUUUAAAUUAAAAAGUAAAUGAGUGUGUAAGGUUUCAAGUUCAUUGCUAAAUUUUAUUACAAGUGCGAAACAUGUGGUGUUAAGAAUUCUAAAGAAUGAAAAUAAAAAUGUUAUAAAAAGUUGAAAACAAUAAAAAUUAAUUAUGUUAAAA